Molecule: messenger RNA, 2946 nt
Organism: Cynoglossus semilaevis (tongue sole)
Lineage: Eukaryota; Metazoa; Chordata; Actinopteri; Pleuronectiformes; Cynoglossidae
Gene: rtn4rl1b
Product: reticulon 4 receptor-like 1b
Exons: 3
Coding region: 816-2099 (427 amino acids)
Cellular component (GO): plasma membrane
Molecular function (GO): protein binding
Source: RefSeq, a predicted model, not a curated record
GAUAGAUAGAUAGAUAGAUAGAUAGAUAGAUAGAUAGAUAGAUAGAUCAGAAAGAGAUGAUGAUGACGACGGUAAUAGAGAGGUUGAAGAUGACGAGGAGGAUGAUGGAGCAUUCUGCAGAACCACAAUAACAACUGGCAAGAAACACACACACACAGAGAGAGAGAGAGAGAGAGAGAGAGGCAGGCAGGCAGGCAUGGAACGUAUGUACAAGCACACUAGGGGCGGAAUGUGAGUGGAAUAACUUCAUGUUCGUCACAUAUUUGGAGAAGUGACAAAUGGUUGUAGUUCAUCUUUACUGCGCCCUAAUGGGGAUUUAAAUAUUUCACGCUUUUAUUUAUUUUCUCCAUGAAAUGAAAUAGAGAACAUUUCUGCUGCUGCCACUGCUGCAUCGUGUGUUUUUCCACUGCUGGUCUGACUCGCAGCAUCUUCUCAAGUGUGGAACAGGAGCACAGGCUGGAACCGCGGGACGAUCGUGUCUGUGCCGCUAACACAGGCACGUCGGACUGCUGUCACAUUGAAUGGACUCCAAAAUAAGAUCACGGAUGCUUUAGUGUUUUAUUGCGUCUUAAUCUCACAGUAAAAAAAAUGUUUUUGUGUUCGAAUCUGACCUAAGGCACGGGAGAGUGGAGCUCAACCGAAAAGGGAGCAACAUUUCAGUCAUUAAAUCCGCAGGAGUGACUGGCAGACCUUCACCGAGACCAAAUUCACCUCAGUGUUUUCUCACUCAAAUUUGACGCUUAAAAGUUCGUAUCCUGGAAUAUAAUACGUGAUUCUCAGAGGACAGAAGAGGAAGGACAUAUACGAAGUCCAAGAUGUUUCAGAAGGGUUGUGGACUUGAGUUCCUGCUGGUCCUCUUCGGUCUAAAGUUCUCCUGGUCCUGUCCUCGUCACUGCAUCUGCUACACCACGCCCAGCACCGUCUCCUGCCAAGCCCACAACUUCCUGUCCGUUCCUGAAGGCAUUCCCCUGGACAGUGAACGCAUCUUCUUGCAGAACAACAAGAUUCAGCGCCUGCUUCAGGGUCACUUCAGCUCCAACACAGUCACACUCUGGAUCUACUCCAACAACAUCACCUACAUCGAGUCCUCCACCUUCCACGGCUUCAGGCUGCUGGAGGAACUGGAUCUAGGAGACAACCGCCACCUGCGUUCUUUGGCCGAAGACACGUUCCAAGGCUUGGUCCGGCUCAAUGCCCUGCACCUGUAUCGAUGUGGACUCACUUCACUCCCGAACAACAUCUUCCAGGGCCUCAGAAACCUGCAGUACCUCUACCUACAGGAUAACCAUCUGAAGGUUCUGCCAGACAACAUCUUCGUGGACCUUCACAACCUCAGUCACCUGUUUCUGCACGGCAACCGUCUGUGGAGUUUGAACCAGAACACUUUCAGAGGCCCUCGGGCCUUAGAUCGACUGCUUCUGCACCAGAAUCAGAUUGAGUGGGUGGAUCACUCGGCCUUCCAAGACCUGAAACAUCUCUCCACCCUUUACCUCUUCAACAACUCCCUACUGCAGCUUUCUAGACAAUGUCUGGACAUGUUGCCCAGCUUGGAAUACCUUCGCCUAAACAACAACCCGUGGGUGUGUGACUGCAGGGCGCUGUCUCUGUGGCUGUGGCUGAAGCAGUUCCGAGGAUCCACGUCCACCGUAGGUUGUCAAUCCCCCCCAGAAAUGAUUGGCAAAGACCUGAAAGACCUUCGCAGGGAGGAGUUUCCCAACUGUUCUCUGACUGUCUCCAACUCCAGGGGGCAGACUAACAACGUUUCUGGCACAGUUAACCAAUCCACCACCAACCUCGUGCACCGCUUAAAACCUGGCCGCUCUCGAAACUGCACAAAGCCACGGAAGAAAGUGAGAGACGAAAAUGAGGUCGUAAUAGAGAAGGAGGAAUCAGCUUCAGACUUUACAGACGGUGGGAAACAUGACCAUACGUCCUCAAACGGCACCAGGAGGAAGUGCGUUCCCUGGACAACUGUUCGUCCCCCCAGUGGGGUUCAGCAAGCCAGCAAUGAGGGGACGUCCACCCUGUCCUUACCCCUACACGGCUGCACCGUCCUCGUAGCCUUGAUAUCAACACAGUUGGACCUCAGUCUUCUCUGAAGGCUGAAGGAGUUCACUGACAGAACAAUGAACUGGACCCUCAGAGGUCACGACCCUGGUUUGUCCAGGACUUUGUGUCUUCUCUGUUUUGUGUGUGUGUGUGUGUGUGUGUGAGAGAGACUCAUGUGUUAAUGUUGUGUAGGAAAGUGUCCCUGUUCAAACAGAUACACGAAAUACUCACAGACCAAAACCUGACGACAACAAACCGUUAGCACAGGCUCUGAAAGACGUCGUUCAUCAAGGUUAUGGUUUCUUCAUUUUAAAACUAAGUCUGCUUGAGUUUCUGGAGACAUUUGACCUUUUAUUUAAAAAGAUUUAUCACAUCUCACAGAGUAAUGAUUUGUUUCAAAGCAUUGACUUUAAUCUAACUUAAGUUGUGAGUUCAAGUCCCAGGAAAAGAAUGACUCCAGGUUGAGUUUCCAGAUAUUCCGUGUUUGUGUAGAGUUCUUGGAUGUACACAGGCUAAGAUUCCACUGCCACUGAGAACACGGAGAAAGAUUUUAUUCUUCUGUUUCCUAAGUUCAUACAGAGACAUGUUUAAGCUCCAAUCAGAGGCUGCCUUGGCUGAACAUCGAUGCUAACUUGACUGUUCCUCCCAACUUUUCCUGAUUUUUUUUCUGCUGUAACUUUCUGUCGGACAGUUAUUUUUAAAGACAAUAAAAAGACUAUUUCUGAUGCUAAUGACUGAAGUCUACACAGAGAAAACUAACAAUCCUUAACAACUUAUUCUCCUGCACCAGUUCCAGAAAGCACAUGCUAAUGCACCGCGAACAGUGUUAGCUUCUGGCCAGGGGAGCCACAAUGUAAACCCCCGAGGGAAUGCUACAAAAUAUGUAAAGAAACAUUA